This is a messenger RNA of Strongylocentrotus purpuratus (purple sea urchin), 4200 nucleotides long. Its product is annotated as cell adhesion molecule-related/down-regulated by oncogenes. Gene Ontology annotation, molecular function: protein binding. The coding region runs from base 214 to 3531 and encodes 1105 amino acids. Gene Ontology annotation, biological process: cell-cell adhesion. The transcript has 17 exons. The record is from RefSeq and is a predicted model, not a curated record. NCBI's taxonomy places the organism in Eukaryota, Metazoa, Echinodermata, Echinoidea, Camarodonta, Strongylocentrotidae.
GUGUGUUGGGCUCCAAGAAGAGGAUGUGUAAAUUGAGUUGUUCUGUUAUCUCAUCAAUGCCUAACACAUCAAUAUAGGGAAUGAAAAUAUAUUAUUGAUCACCUUAUUCUAAAUAUUGCAUCUCUUUUUCUCUUUCUCUCCCUUUGCCUUCAGGUCCGUCUUGUAUGAUGACGACUGUCGUGUAGCCUGUUCUUCAUCCACCUAUCCAGUGCAAUGGAUGUGCACCUGCAGCUGGCAACGAUUGUCUGGCUGCUAGCCACGUUUCUCACACUCUGGUGUGAACAGGCCCUUGCAGAUGUUCCUCCGCAACUGAGGAGAGAGCCUACCUCAAAACCCGUCCGCCCUUUCAGCCGCGUCAAACUACGAUGCAGCGCGCACCCCAAGGAAGCCACCAUCACGUGGAUGUUGGAUGGUGUCACUAUUAUGGACUUUCCAAACAUUGCCAUCAAUGGCGGCACGUUAUUGAUUAGAAACUUUGAAAGCGAUGAAGGGAGUUUUUCCCACGUCGGGGACUACCAGUGUGUCGCGACUACGGGAGUAGGGAGUGUCGUCAGCAGGGUAGCGAGAUUAGAUGCAGCAUAUAUAAAGAAAUUUACAGAGAAACCUCCUUCGGAAGUAUUAUCAUGGCAUGGAGAAGUUGGAGUUAUACCUUGUACAUUACCAGAAAGCAAACCACCCGCCAGGAUGGAAUACGGCUUCAAGAACAAAUGGAUAACUGAAAGCACAGAACAUUACAGGAUAAUGCCAUCAGGAAACCUUCACAUCCUCAACGUAUCAUCAAGUGAUGCUGGAUUCUACACCUGUUCAGCGGUCAACCCUACCACCAACAAGAGAUUAUCACCCAGGAACGGAACGUUAUUAGAAGUUCGGCAAGGAGAACCAGAAGAGGCACCAAGGAUAGCAUACUCCAGCGGUCUGGUCGUCUCCCGUGGUAACCCGGCCGUGUUGGAGUGCGUCAUCACCGGCGGUCACCCUGCAUCCAGUAGGGUCAGGUGGGAGAAGGUGACCGGUGACCUCUCGUCGGAGGUCAGCGAGCGAGACGGUAGCCUGGUCAUCCUUUCUGCUGCGGUUGAGGACGACGGUUUGUACGUCUGCAUCGCGGAGUUCAACAGCGUUGAGGUGGACAGGCAACUGGUUACACUAGAAGUCACCAAAGCGCCUUCUAUCCGCACUGGUCCGACCGAUGCUGUGGCUAGCAUUGGAAAUCCAUCUCAGUUCAGCUGCUCCAUCAGCCGUGCCUUGCCCGAGGAUAUCCAAUGGUUACAUAAUGCUAAGAACAUCAGGGUGGAUGGCAACAAGUAUUCACUCAAUGGUCGUACACUGACUAUCAAUGCUGUAGGGCUGGAAGACCUUGGCAUGUACCAAUGUCUGGUAAACACAGAGGAAGGAAGCACGCAAGCUGCUGCUCAACUCAAGGUGUCAGCUGGAUUCCCCUCUGUUGUGGAGCCGCCCAUGAACACCUCCGCCAUCGAGGGGGAGAUGGUGUACCUCUCCUGCCGGGUGAGGGGCGAACCAUUACCCCUCGUAACUUGGGAGGAUCCUAGGCAUAGCUAUGUGUUUAACACCGAUAAAACCUUCAUUUCAGAAGAUUCAGGAGGACUAACAGUGUUCAAGGUAGACCUGAAUGAUGUAGGCUGGUAUACCUGCACCGUCUCAAACAAACAUGGCGUGGUCAAAUCAUCGGCAUACCUCUCUGUACUAGAGAGGGUAACGACCACCUCCACGACCCCUACCCAGGGGGUGAUUGGUCCCCCUUUCUCUGGAGCUAUCAGUGAUUCCGGUAUCACGACCAUUGUGGAUAGUACUGGAGAAGCCAGCAUUAAACCAGGACCACCUCUUGAACCGCCAAGCAAACCUCAGGUCGUUAAGAUCGCCAAGACAUCGGUUGAGGUGAGCUGGACGUACAACAAUGCCGGUAACAGUGCACCAAUCACAGGCUUCACGGUACAGUACAUUGACCUGAGGAGUAUGGAAGGAUGGAGAACCGCUUCCAACACCAUCGGUCCUCAGCGCCGAUCCUACCAAGUCACCAAUCUAGAACCAAGCAAGAUCUACAGGUUCAGGGUAAUUGCUUCAAAUCGUUAUGGAGAGAGUCCUCACAGCGAGAUGUCCAAUCGCAAACUUCUUGAGAGUGCCGUCCCUGUCGUCGCCCCGAAGAGGGCGCCAACGGUAUCACCACGGAUCAUGGAAUGCGUACCGGAGUCAUCCACCACUAUUAGAGUGGUGUGGGAGUACCCCUCGACUCCUGGAAUAACCAACGAGGAGACGGAAGGCUUUUAUGUCUACAUCCGUAACUUUGACAGCGACGACGACCGCGACUACGUGAGGACGCCCAUCAUCGGUGACUACGUCAGGAGCUAUCUCAUAGAGAAGCUUGAACCGGAAGAAAGCUAUGAUAUCAAGGUUGAGAGUUUCAAUAGCGCGGGGGAGAGUAAGGGGAGCAAUGUCAUCAUCAGAAGUACCCUAGCCCGUGAGACGGAGCCCCCUCCCAUCAUCAUACGCCCCUCCGUGCCCGGCCACCCGAUGGACCUCAACCCCCACAUCCCCUACAUCGUCGACGACCCCACCCUGGCCCCUCCCCACCCCCCUCGGGGACAGAGUGAGGACAUUCUCUACAUCACCCUGGGGGUGGUGCUGGGGGCGAUGUUACUCGUUCUCAUCAUGUUUGCUGUCAUGUGCGUCUGGAGAGCGAAGCAAGUCAACAGGGACUCAAAUGGACCUGUUCACUGGAACAACCAGCCAAUGUACGAUGGUAGCUUUGCCUAUCUGGAGGGUGCCAAGUAUCCUUAUGUGAACGGCAAGCUAAACAGUAACCACAGUGGGCCCAAUGGAAUGGCUGGCAGACACAACCCAUACAGUGAAACCAAUGGUGGAUCCAAGCCCAGGCCUCUCUAUACACUCCCUCAGGAUACUUUGGGAGGUACCCCUUACAUUCCUUGCGGUACCAGUAGCCUACACCAUGACUCGGCGCCUGAGACGUCUACAGUACCAUACGAAGACCACCAACUGUACACCACCGCCCCAUCCACCAACCAUCACAGUUACAACAGCCUAACCAAUGGUAGCAUUAGGAGCCACCAUACGACGUCCAAUCACGAGUUAGGCCAUGCCCCACCAGCGGGAGUACCACCGGGGGCGCCACCACGGCCGGUGUGCCAGAUACGGGUCAAUCCACGGUUACAAAGGGAGGAGGCAGGAGUCGGAAACGGGAGGAUAACAGUGCACGAUCGGCCCAAUAGGACCGAGGGCAGUAGAGAAGGCAUAAAUGGUAAAGAUACGGGGUCAUUGACCCUCAGCUUACCCACAAUGCCUCCUGAUCUGUACGUCCACACACCGCCCUCGUUGUCCCCCACCCACUCGAGAGUCUGCUGUGAGGCUCACGUCCCUUCCAGGUCAAGAUCGGCCUCCAGCCAAUCAGAGGCUUCGUCUCAGCAAAGCUCCAACCAAUCAGAGUCCACCUCCCAUCAUAGCUGCAACCAAUCACAGCUGUCGUCACAUCACAGUAGCAGCUCGAAAAUUACCGAUGUCUGAUGCCCCGCCCUUUUUUUACCACCCUUCCCACCCAUCCCUAUUUUGUAUGUUUACAAGUAACAAUCAAACUGCCCCAAGUUUAUGUAUAGGAUGUGUAGAUGUCAAUGCCAACCAGUUUAGCUUCAACCUUAGGUCAGUGAAUUCUUUUCUUCUUCUUUCCCAUUUUUGUAUGGACUAGACUCAAGAGUACUUUAUCCUGGGGUGCGUUUCACAAAGCCUUUUUUCAAUGACAAAACUCAGUGACAAUUCUGCUGAUAACCAAUCAGAAGCAAGGAUUUCAGUAGCUUAUAACAACAAAUGUCAUUUGUCGAUGAUGACAAGUUUUGUGAAACACCCCUCAGUUCUCCACUACAACGUCCUUUUGCCAGGCAAUUGUUCAAAGAAUCUUGUUAUAGCAAUUCCCUUCUCUAUGUGAAUCUCUUUUGCUGCAUUAGGUGUUCCCAUUUAUAUCUACACAUCUUCCUACUGUGUGCCUUUGUAUGCGUUUUUGUGUUUUGUACUGAAAAGUAAUAAUAUUUUUCUGGGUAUAUAUUUUUUAAAUGAGAAUUAAACCUGUACAGUACAUAAAGUUGAAAGCUAUUCAUUAGAUCGUUCUCAUGCAAGAAAGAGAGAUUAUAAUUUGUAUUAUGCUAUAAUGCAAAGUGCUGUAUAAAUGGUAAUGUGUCGUUU